Acanthocheilonema viteae is the source of this 1416-nucleotide messenger RNA. NCBI's taxonomy places the organism in Eukaryota, Metazoa, Nematoda, Chromadorea, Rhabditida, Onchocercidae. The record is from the annotation of a GenBank genome assembly.
GGAAACAGUGAUACGUUAACUUCUGAAGAAAUUGAGGAAAAACGAAAUGAAAGUUCCUUCGAAGCACUUUUACCAAACGAGCUUAACUCCUUAACGCUUGAUAAAAUGGACAUUCUUGAAGAAGCUAAUCCAACAUCAUCUGACAUUUCACGUUCUCACUAUUUUCAUGGUAUUCCACUGAGUAAAAAAGAAAGUUGCAGCAGUCUAGACGAUGUGAAAGAAUUAUUUCAUAAAUAUAAUGAUCGGGUUGAUUUGUCGCAUAUGGAGGAAAUUUGUUUAGCAUCUAAGUUGUGCCCACUCUGGAAACAACCACUUUACAAUUGCAUCUCUACUUCAGUUUCAAAUUUCAUUGAUUUUAAUGAAUUCACAAAUUGGUGGAAAAAAUUUAAAGAAAAUGCUUACGAUGAGGCUUCACGCUUUGUUUACAUUUUAACGAAUGGAAGCCGAAAUUUCCUUGUUGCAGAUGAUUUUGAAGCACUUAUGCAGGACUUAAUUGAGACAUUACCCUCACUGAGCUUCUUGAAAGAAGCAAAUACCUUCCAUCAAGCAUACAUCAAAACAGUGACAGCACGCAUUUUCUGGACUGUUUGUCAUUCUUGGAAAAAACAUAUUUCAAUAGCAGAAUUACGUUCAUCAAAUCUAUUAAAGGCAAUUAGAGCACUGGAAAAAGUAGACGUCAAUGAAGAACGUGAAUUUUUUAGUUACGAACAUUUUUACGUUAUUUACUAUAACUUUUAUUUGUUGGAUAAAGAUAAAAAGAAUUACUUAACACCGUUUGAUCUUUCUCUUUAUUCCAAUUGUGCAUUAACAAAUUUGGUAGUGGAGCGCAUUUUUUCCGGAGCUGUAUCACCGAAUUGUUCAAUGAAACAAAUUAUGGACUACAUUGCAUUUGUCAAUUUCUUAUUGGCAGAAGUUGACAAAUGUCACCCGAAAAGUAUCGAGUACUGGUUCCGAAUAAUGGAUUUAAAUGGAGAUGGUCGCAUUUCAUUUGAUGAAAUGGAACGAUUUUAUAACGAAAUAGUAGCAAAUGUUGUCAAUAUGGAUGUGGAUACACUAAUAUUCAAUAAUUUAGUAAACAUGUUAAAAGAUAUGAUAUCACCACAUUCACCGACAUAUUUUACAUUAUCCGAUCUUAAACGAUCUCCUUCACUGGCGCGUUAUUUCUUCGAUACUUUUACCAAUUGGAUGAAACACAUUGCACAAGAAAGUUGCAAGCCUGUUAGAAGAAACGUAGCGAAUUCACGAUUCAGCGAUUGGAAUCGCUACUGUAAAUCGAAAUACGAAAUAUUAAGAGCAAAAUUAUCGAAUAAUGACAAGGAAACAUUAGUUAAUGAAAUUUUGAAUAGUCUAAAUCUAGUAAUGAAAAAAGAAAUCAUAUCCGCUAUUUUCCAAAGCUGCGAAUUAUUCUUUUUCUAA